Molecule: messenger RNA, 2547 nt
Organism: Dendronephthya gigantea
Lineage: Eukaryota; Metazoa; Cnidaria; Anthozoa; Malacalcyonacea; Nephtheidae
Product: synaptotagmin-7-like
Exons: 4
Coding region: 315-1562 (415 amino acids)
Biological process (GO): cellular response to calcium ion; vesicle fusion; calcium-ion regulated exocytosis
Cellular component (GO): membrane; axon; synapse
Molecular function (GO): SNARE binding; calcium-dependent phospholipid binding; clathrin binding
Source: RefSeq, a predicted model, not a curated record
CAGUUGUCUUCCCAAAGGCAGAGAAUUAUACUAUAUAGUUUUGAAAUUAACAACCACGCAUAAUACUCAAUAAUCCGCUUGACAAGUCAUUGGCCACAUAUGGCAGAAAAUCCGUUGUUCAAAAGUGAUAUAUAUGCAAAUUAAUUCAAACCGCCUCUCACUUUUACAACAGCCACAACGACAUCAAACACAAAGAGAAUGAACGAGCGAUUUCAUUGAUGCAUAUCGGAGAUUAGUGAGCGGUGUUUAAGGGAAGUUUUAGAACAUGGCUUGCUUUGAUCACGGAAGAAAGUAAGUGGCGAUGUCAUAUAGUUAUGUUGAUUGCCACUGUAGAUACUAGUUUGAAGGCGAACGAAGGCCAUGGUGUGCUAGGAGUCGAACAUGUUAUCAUCCUAUUUGCUAGUGCGAUAUCCCUAGUUAGCGUCGUAACUGUAUGCGGCUGGUGUCGACGACUGUUCCAAAAAUCCGGAAACAACAACGGCAGCUACGAUGAGAGUAUAGUGGACAGUUUAAAGAACCAAACGCCUGCAGGUAGAAACCUUUCACUCGUGCGAUCAUCGCCUAGUUUGUCUAGCUCGGACGACAGCGUUUCGCGAUUAAGCUCGCCCGGCCAUGGUCGAAGAACGAUCCGAUUCCCGAGCCCACCGGAAGUCGGAGUCGACGUGCUGGCCAUCCAACCUGAGAAGCACAGGCCUGCCGACAUCAUCAUCCCGCCAGAACCCGCUUUGCCCGAUCCAACACGUAAGGAGUACUUGGGACAAAUAUUCUUCUCGUUGAAAUACGAUUCGCAAACCAUGACCUUGGGUGUGAAAAUUAUGAAAGCUACGAAACUACCGGCUAAGGAUUUCAGCGGCACCAGCGAUCCGUUUGUAAAGAUAUGCCUCCUGCCGGACAAAAAACAUAAAAUGGAAACUCGAGUCAAAAGAAAGAACUUGAAUCCUGUUUGGAACGAGUAUUUCAUGUUCGAGGGUUUUCCGUAUAAUAAGUUGAUGCAAAGAACGUUGUGUCUUCAAGUGUUAGAUUACGAUAGGUUUUCAAGGAACGAUCCAAUAGGAGAUGUAAGAUUAUCAUUAGAGAAUUUGAACCUAGGACCCGAACCAAUUGUGCUGUCAAAGGAACUACAGCCUUCGUCUAAAGCGGAAUAUCUUGGUGACUUACUACUAUCAAUGUGUUAUCAACCGACAGCAAAUAGAAUCAAUAUUCUUGUGAUGAAGGCUGCGAGACUUAAAGCUAUGGAUAUUACAGGGAAAACAGACCCGUACGUGAAGAUCUACUUCAUGCAAGGCGGGAAGCGAAUCGAGAAGAAGAAGACCACGAUAAAGAAACGAAACAGGGAUCCAGUUUGGAACGAAUCGUUCAUUUUCAACGUAAGUGUAGAAAAACUUCGUGACACUAGUUUUAAUUUCAUCGUCAUGGAUUACGAUAGGAUAACACAGAAUGAAGCCAUUGGGCAAGUGACUUUGAGCUAUCGCUCUACAGGAGCAUCACUUCAUCAUUGGACAGAAAUGAUGAACAACCCUCGUAGACCAAUCGCAAAAUGGCAUAAAAUCCAGGAAGUCUAGGGCUGCUGCCGUGCUCCGUACCAAUAAUGUUAAUAUAUACACUGGUUAUAGAUAUUUAAUUUACUUGAACACUGCAAGCUAUUCAGGAUAUUUAAGGAGGGACUGCCCUUUAAAAGCUGUAUACCUUGAACUCCAAGUGGUGAUGGGUUGUUGCAUGUGUAUUCAUGUUCAGAACAUUAUAUCUCAUUAUAUCUAUAUCUCAAAGUAGAUUAUUAUCUGCAUGUUGUGACUCAUCUCUUUUGUCUCAGAUAUUUUUACACAAAUUUCGAGUCUAAACAUGCAAUAACCCAUCAUCUCUCACGCACUCAAGGUUCAAAGUUUUGAAAGGACAACUUUUACUGAAUUAUAGCAGUUAUAGUGAAAUGCCAAGCGGAAGUUCAUACUCUUCGCUGAAGUUGAAAAAGGGAUUUAAUACAAAAUCUAAUCAAAAACGCUUCUUACAAAACAUGAAAAUCAGGAAUCCUAGAAAUAUAUCCAGCGCCAGUCGUUUUAGUUCCGCGAGGCAGAUUUGAGAUAGAGUAAGACAUUUUAAUAGAAAAAUUUCACUAACAUUACCUUACACAAUAUUUAAAGUUUAACACAUCCCAGAUGUUAUUGUUCGUGUGGGGCUACAGCCUACUUGCAUAAGCAGCUAUUCUAUUCUGUACCUAAAAAUCCAAAAACCGCACUAUUGUAUAAAGUAAAUAUUCAAGUAAAUCUGCAUAUAAAAUUAUUGUGAAACGAUCACAGGAUAAGUAAGCACUAAGGAAAUGUGUGUGUACGUUAAAAUUGCAAAGGGGUGGAAUAAGUGUGCUAUAUUAUAUGACCAAAUAUUAGGUAAACACGGAAAUUGUAAUUUAUAUGCAAUAGUAAUUUCAUGCACUAUGUGUUUUAUGUAAUAUAUAAUUAUCUGAUAACUACGGCAGACGUAUAUUUAAAGUGUAUGCAAUGCAGAGAUAUUUUUGAAUGGUGUAAAUUUGAAAUCAUCUUUGAUUAUAUUUAUAUA